Molecule: messenger RNA, 888 nt
Organism: Rhizoctonia solani
Lineage: Eukaryota; Fungi; Basidiomycota; Agaricomycetes; Cantharellales; Ceratobasidiaceae
Exons: 7
Coding region: 1-888 (295 amino acids)
Source: RefSeq, a predicted model, not a curated record
AUGAAUGCAAUCAUCCCAGGCGCAUCUCACGGAAAGUUGUACUGGACUCAGAUUACCAGUAGCGAACGAGCAGCAGUUCACGCCGAAGUACUGGAGUUGAAUCCCUACCUACAAAGAUUCCCUGGCGGCUGGAUCACCGAAGUCUUGAUGCAGCGCCAGCUUAGGAACUCACGCAAGACACGCAGCCGUAACAGAAACAAAAGUCAGGGAAAGCAACGCGCACCCAAGGCGGCCGCAACUGCAAAUAAUCCAAGCACUUGCCGGGGAUCCGACGGAGCUACAACUCAGGAAGGCUCACAAAAGCGCAAAGGCCCGCCCCCUCAGCAAACCGGGGGUGCUUCUGGUCACUCCGAGCCAAAGAAAAGUAAGCGGACAUCUGACGCACCGGCUCCUGAUGUACCCGCUCCUCCAAACAAAAAGCCAAGAACAUUACUGGGAUAUUUCCAACCCGUGAUACCCCAGUCAUCAGCUGCAACACAUGGUCAAAAGCACCAAGGAGGAGAGAUCAGUGGAAAAGACCACGAGGCUCCUCAUGUCCCAUCUUCGGAAAGUAGUUCGGAAGAAGAUGAUUGGGGGGAUGCUGUCGCUCGUGAGAUGCAGGAGCUGAAAUCGCGAACGCGUGGCAAAGAGGGCAGCGCUCCGGGCCCAAAUAGCUCAAUCUCUAAGACUUCUGGGAGCAGAAUUCGUCCAAAAGUGCAACCGCCGCCAAGUGACGACGGCAACGACACUGAGGGAUCGGACUUCUUCCGUCGAAACACACGUGUAACAAAGCAGGAGCUAAUUGACGAAGCCGAGGGGGUCGAAGAAGGAGCAAGUAAACCCAAGCCCGCGCCAAAGGGCAAGAAGCCCAGAGGUAGACCAAGGAAACAACAACAAUCGGCAGAUUAG